Penicillium longicatenatum is the source of this 1110-nucleotide messenger RNA. Its product is annotated as rhomboid family protein. Gene Ontology annotation, cellular component: membrane; Golgi apparatus. The coding region runs from base 1 to 1110 and encodes 369 amino acids. The record is from RefSeq and is a predicted model, not a curated record. Lineage: Eukaryota; Fungi; Ascomycota; Eurotiomycetes; Eurotiales; Aspergillaceae. The transcript has 2 exons. Gene Ontology annotation, biological process: retrograde vesicle-mediated transport, Golgi to endoplasmic reticulum.
AUGCCGGUCCGAGUCAACAUUCCCCCUGCUACUCGUUUCUUUCUCGUCAGCCUCCUCGCCCUUUCCUUACUCUACAACAUUGCUAGAUGGCGUGAACUGGACUACACCCCCAACGGCACCCAAAUUACCCCGAUCAUUCCCUACCUGACUCUCGUUCCUUCUCAAUUCUUCUUCUAUCCUUGGACACUCGUCACCGCCACCUUAGUCGAGCAGAAUAUCUUUACUGUGCUUCUGAACGCUGCUACCAUAUUCUAUGGAGGCAAGUACCUCGAGCGCGCGUGGGGAUCCCGCGAGUUCAGCAAGUUUAUCGUGGCCGUCACCGUGAUCCCCAAUGUCGCGAUCCUUCCAAUCUACCUCCUCUGGGGCGCAGUACAGGCCGAGAAUUAUCGCAGCGAGACCCAGAUCUGCGGUGGUGUCGCCAUCCAGGCCUCCUUCCUCGUCGCAUUCAAACAACUCGUCCCCGAGCAUACCGUUGCGAUUUUCAAAGGACUGAUCAAAAUGCGCGUCAAGCAUUUUCCGGCGCUAUUUUUGCUUCUUAAUACCCUCAGUGGCAUCUUGAUCGGCACGGACACUGCUGCAAUCUUGUCGUGGCUGGGUCUCCUGACUAGCUGGACAUACCUAAGAUUCUACAAGCAACAGCCCGACCUGACUGGAACAUCAACCGAAGGUUUUGGUAUCAAGGGUGAUGCCAGUGAGACCUUUGCCUUUGCUUGCCUGUUCCCCGAUGUGAUGCAGCCCCCGAUCGCCUUUGUCGCGGACCAGAUCUAUACAUUGCUGGUAACAGUCAAGAUCUUGAAACCAUUUUCGGAGGAUGAUAUUGCAUCUGGUAACCAGCAAGUACUGGCCAGAGGCGAGGCGGGCUUGCCAACUCUCCUCAGCAGCCGUGGAGGGGGAGGAGGGUCCCGGGGUAAGCGCGAGGAGGCUGAGCGCCGCCGUGCUCUGGCACUCAAAGCGCUAGAUCAACGACUACAGACUGCUGCAGCGGGCCGCGUACAUGCUGGCCCAUCUACACUGGUGGAACCAAGUGCAAGUGCGACAUCGCCGACCCCGUCCGCCCCCACUGGGCAGGCCAUGCUCGGUGGAACCACCUACAAUCCAGAUCACGCAUAA